CUAUUUUUGUGGAUGACAUACCCCAAGCAUUAGCUGUGAUCUGCCUCUCAUUUCGUACACGUCCUCAAUCAUGGUUGGUGACAACAUUCUCAAACUCGCAGUUCUCAUUGAUGCGGACAAUGCUCAGUCCUCCUUCAUUGAUCUUCUCCUCUCCGAAAUUGCGAAAUACGGUACAGCUUAUGCGAAGCGAGCAUAUGGAGAUUGGACUAGACCCAAUUUGCAGGGCUGGAAGAAUGAACUUCUUAAGCAAUCGAUCCAACCAAUCCAGCAGUUCUCGUAUAUCCAUGGGAAGAAUGCGACCGACUCAGCUAUGAUUAUAGACGCAACGGACCUUCUGUACUCUAACCGAUAUGAUGGGUUCUGCCUCAUCUCAAGCGAUAGUGAUUUCACCCGGCUGGCGGCUCGUAUCCGCGAGUCAGGAGCGACCGUGUACGGAUUCGGUGAGCAUAAAACGCCCAAGGCCUUCGUCGCUGCAUGCGACAAAUUUAUCUACACUGAAAAUCUCGUGCAUCUCGAUGAGCUUGUUCCGCAUGCGGACAGCGUUAUCGUUCCUGAAAAUCAUUUAUCGGCCCGACACACUCAAAAUAAUAGCCGCCUAGCAAAUCAGUCGCGAACAACGGUAGAAGCAGUCUCCGAUGACGAUGGCUGGGCUAGGCUCUCUAACGUCGGUCAGCUCCUCACAAAAAAUUAUCCUGACUUCGACUCUCGUACCUAUGGAUACCAUAAACUCAGUGACCUUAUCACCGCCAUCCCUCUGUUUGAAACUACCCGCCGCUCCCUUCGAAAUGGAUUACCCACGGAGAUCUUGGUACGCGAUAAGCGUAGGAAGCCUAAAGGUUCUGCUACGUAAAUGGGCGAAUAUAGAUUGUUUGGCCUUCCUUGCCCUAUGUCUGAUCUAUGGCCAAUCAACAACGACUGGUGCUUUCAUUGAACCCCUAUUUCGUCCAAAUCUUUGGGGACAGCCCAGCAAGAGAUUAAAGCCUAUUGCGAUGUACGUGUCGACACGCCUUGUCGGAUAAUGCUUGCAUCAGGGUUUCUUAUUCGAGCUUUAUCCCUUCAGUCCUCAAGGUCUCGGGUGGGGGUUACCGUAGCCUCAUCCCAAGUCGCCUGCAACCUUUCUGCAUGCAGCAAUUUUCU
Messenger RNA from Aspergillus steynii IBT 23096, 1137 nucleotides. Its product is annotated as NYN domain-containing protein. Lineage: Eukaryota; Fungi; Ascomycota; Eurotiomycetes; Eurotiales; Aspergillaceae. The transcript has a single exon. Gene Ontology annotation, molecular function: RNA nuclease activity. The record is from RefSeq and is a predicted model, not a curated record. Bases 71 to 850 code for a protein of 259 amino acids.